Messenger RNA from Felis catus (domestic cat), 5286 nucleotides. RefSeq lists its product as uncharacterized. The record is from RefSeq and is a predicted model, not a curated record. The transcript is spliced from 3 exons. The coding region runs from base 2502 to 2999 and encodes 165 amino acids. Lineage: Eukaryota; Metazoa; Chordata; Mammalia; Carnivora; Felidae.
UUCUCCAUAUGCGUGAAAUCAUGAUAUUUGUCUUUCUCUAAUUUCGCUAAGCAUGAUACCCUCUAGUUCCAUCCACGUAGUGGAAAAUGGCAAGAUUUCAUCCAAGAAUGUUUUCUAAACUGCAGCCUAUAUGGCAUUUAGCUGUAAUGAGGUGGCCUAUAUCUAUCUUCCAUUGCUAGGAAUGUAGAUACCCAUGUCCCUGGGGUUAAUUUUCCUCCUAAUUCUUUAAUAGUCCCUUUUUAUUGUGAAAGAGUUUUCUAAAUUAGUAGGAUAUCCUUGUAUCAAUGUUACUUGGGAAACUUUAAGAACAUAAUGGCAUACUGUAGUUAUUUUUAUUUACAAAAGGGUUGACAUGGCCAGUGUAGCUUAUGGGCAAUUGCCUCUGGCUUAGGCCUAGAGACAGAGACUGCUGAUAGGGUUUUGCUCUCUUUGGCACUCCCUGGCUUGCUUAUUAAUGGGAUUAGGUUUCAUAAAGGAGCUAGUGUUUACAAUAAAUAGGUUAGUGACUCCAAAUGUGGGUUUAUAUUCUGUAAGUCUAUUUACUUAAAGGUUUGGUUGUUUCCAUUUCUCUAAGACUGUAUGUAGUUUUUGAGGUUUCUAUUUGGAUUUCUAUUUUUAUAACUUGUUUUAAAGGGUGGUGGUCUAAAUGGUUUCAGAGGCUAAUAGGACCUUAUAACUGUAGAUCUGUAUGGUCUAUUUUGAUUUGAUAUAUUGUAUCAGCCUGUUCUGUGAGUGUGUGUGUGUGUGUGUGUGUGUGUAAGCCGUAGUCUUUAUCUUGACUUAGUUCCUCAGUUGUUCUUAUCAAGCCAAUCAGUCCUGUGUUUCUGGCACCUGCAAACACUGUGAAUAAUCCUGCUCUGUCCUGCAGGGUGCAGCUUUUAGACUGACCUUUUAAAUUUGUUCUGUUGCUUCCAUAAGUAAUGGUGAGGGUAUCUGCCCCCUAUCAUUAAUCAUAGUUAAUAGCCAUCAUUUUAUUAUUAAUAGUUUCCCCUGCUGUUUUCCAUAGAGAUGUUUUAGGGAACGUAUAUUAGGUAUAGGCCAUUUUAAUCUCUAGGUUGCUGCUCCCCAAGUAUCUUUGUAAAUUAGUAUUAUUUUCUCCAAAUGCUCUAAGGUGUGGUUUCAAUUUAGCGUCAGUGGUAAUGAGUCCAAGUUGCACAAUCUCUGUUCCAAUAAGGACCAUGUUUUGUUUUUCUUUGGACCAUAAAUCUAAUAGCUGCUGAGCUUGUGUCCAUUUCAAUUUGUUAGAAUUCCAUUCUAAUGUUUGUCAUUUCUUGUCUAAGCUCGCUCUUCAGUGUCUCUGAUUGGUUCCAUAUUCUCAUCUGUUUUAGUUUUGUCUGUUUUCACAGGCCUGGCUUUUUAGUUAAAUUUAACAGCGUCAAAGGGGUUAAAAUAAUCCUUUUCCUGGGGUGUGGAUUAGUGCCCUUAAGAGAAAAGGGACUGGUUUCUUCCUGCUCUGGGGAUUACUUUCUAUGCCAACACUUUCCUCUCUACAUCUGUUACUCAAUGCUCCUAAUAAGAGCACUGGAAUGUUUUCCUCAGUUCUUUUCAAUAUAGGCUAGAACUCACUGAAAUGGGUGAUCAGGUCAACACCUGGAGUUUAAGUUUUAUAGGUCUCCAGGGAUCUUUGCAGUUAAAUAUCACUCAGAGCAUCUCGAGCAAUUUUGUAGGGUGAAUGAGUGAGGCAUAGUUACCAUUGUCUUUUUUGUUGCCUGAUGGGGUCCCAUGCUUCUCUAGGAACCAGGACCCCAAGGUGUCUCCAAAUGGAGGAUACCCUGUCAUGUGCUUUUAGCUCCUCCCCUGCAAGUCAGUUGAAAACUCCACAGCUCUGUCUUUAAGCAGAAUGUGCCACUGUGGAUAGUUAGGCCUUUAUGCAUUAGGUCAUAACCCUCCUCCUAUGACCUAGCCUCAUCCAACAUUGCCCUGUUUUAUGUGUCUGGCUACCCUGACCUGUGCGGCCUGUGCCUGUACAACCCACACUCUGUCACCUGGCCUCAGGCCCAGGGAGCUCUGGGUGGCCCCCAACCCCUUUAAUGGCCUCAGAGUGCAGCAAGCCCACCCCUUGAACAUUAAGUGGUAGAUUUAAACUGGCAACAGUCUAUCGCAAUUUGGACUGGUUGUCUGAUCGGGUCCUGGGCUUUUCCAACAAGGAGGGCUCCCACAGAAGCCCCUGGUUUAAGCUGGAAGCUAAAAGGUUGGCUUUAAGAGAUACCCAGGACUCUUGAUUGCAGGUAAACCUGGGACCUGUUUAUGGGGAUUGAAUGUUGCCAGUUUAAAUUUGUCACCUCAGAUUCAUGAAGGGUCGUGGCAUGGAUUUAUUUCUCCCUGGAGGUGGCUGUUGACAGGCCCCAGCUCCAACCACCUGGAGGGCUCCUGGUGUCUCAGGCCAGCUGAAGGAAAUGAACUGCACGAGUGUGUUGCACAGUUUAGGGUAGCCAGGCCCUAAAACAUAGCCAUGGUCUUGAGAGGCUGGGUCACAAGAGAAUCUCUUGAAGAAAAGACAUAUGUAUAUAUGCAAACCUAACCUAAUUCACUCCCUGAAGGCAGAGCUUGAAUUAAUGGCCUGCAUUGGCGGGGCAGGUCUGGGAGUGCUGGCCAGAGUAUCAUCUAAUAAGAAGUUCCUUCAGUCUAAGGUUGCAGAAGUCCCAAAACUCUCAGACAUCAAGCCCAAAUGGGGACUGUUGCCAAUCACUGGCUGCUGCUUCCAGGUGAUUUUCAUGGUGGGCCCACAACAUAGCAGAAACUGUGCCAUUAUUUGGGAAAGGUCCAAGCUCCAUGGGUCUAAAGGAACUGAAUCCCUCAAGGAACCUGAAGGAGAUAAAUUGCGAAUACCCAGGCCACGCAGGUCAGGUAGAGAAGAAAUUUUCUUCCCCGUCAGUUGGCGUAGGGGUGGGAUAAAUUUCCCAGACUGGAUACUGUUUGCUUUGAGGCUGCUGCAGCUGAGAGAUGCCAACACAUCUGAUCAACAGCUGGCAGAAGUGAUUUUACAGGCUCUGGUUUAAGAUUGUGAUGUAAGAUCCUGAACUCACCUCCUCCGCAGACACACCAAAUAUACAUCUAUUCUAGAGUAAUUCCCUCUGAAGAACUGAGGGCUGAGAAGCUCCUGCACAAUCAAAGACUGAGAGAAGUGCAGGAAAGAUGGAGACACUGGAAGAAAGGAACUCUCACUUUGAUACUAUAGAUUGCAGCAAGGAGGAAUAGAACCCAAGGGAUUAUGAACAGCUCUGUUUGCCUGGGGCACAGAAAAAAACAAAAAAACAAAAACCAAAAAACUGCAGUUCAAAAGAUCAACUAGAAUAUAUUCAAAAGAUCAACUAGAAUAUAAAGGAACUAGCCCUAGAACCCUGCCCUGUGGUGAGGGGUGUUCUGGAACUCUGUGGGUCCAACAGGCUGCUGAGCACCUUGGUUUACAUUCCCCAGCCACCCUGAUAACGCAGAUGGAAGCAGCAUCCAAAGCCAUAGCUGUCCUUCUAUGUCCUCAGUGAACACUGGGCCCCUACCACACACCAGCCCCAGGUCCCCUGGGUACUGACAGAAAUCUGUGGUUUCAAGAGCAGCUAGAAUACAGAAGAUCCAGCCCUAGAACUCUGCCAGAUGGAAAGAGAGUGGUUGGAACUCUGGGUCAGAGAGGCUGGCGAGUACCACCGUUUAUGUUCCUUCUCCACCUUGGUAGAAAGGAUGGAAGCAGCGUCCAGGUGUCUCGGCUGGCCUACCACCUCAUGGGCCUGGAGCCCCUAGCCCACACCUGUCCCAGUCAUCUCAGUAAAGUGUCCCCAGUGCAGUGCACACCAGCCUAGCCCUGGGCAGUGUUUACUACAGCUCCAGCCAUGUCACCAAGGUGACAGAGAGGUAAAGCAUGCCAGAACACUCCAGAACCAUACCACUUUGGCUCCAGAUGACUUGUAGGGCACCCCUGGUGCAGAGCACUCUGGGACCUCCCAGCUUAGGCCUGCCUCUGCUUCCGCUGCCCCACCAGCGCACCCCUUUUGCUGAGCACCCCAGGACACCCCAGCUUGCACCCAUUUCAACUUUAUCCGUCCUUCCAGGGCACCCUCUGCACAGAGAACCCUGGGACCACCAAUCUCAUGCCCACAUCAGCUGUGGCCAUCCCACCAGGACAGGCCCAGGAUGGUAUACCCCAGGACCCCCAUACCAGCCACUGUUCCAGACAACCAGCCAAAGUCACCAGGCACACAUAAUCUACAUAGGGGUUGACCAUACACAGGACCACUUUCUCAAGUUUAAGAGAAGUAGCUGUUCCAUCUAAUUCAAAGAAGCAAACACAAAAAGUCCAGCAAAAUGAAGGGAUAGAAGAAUGUGCUCCAAAUGAAAGAACAAGACAAAGCCUCAGAAAUAAAACUAAAUGAAAUGGAGAUAAGCAACAUGCCUGAGAAGACAUUUAAAGUCUCACUGGACUGGAGAUUAUAAAGAUGCUUAUAAGCUUUAUAUUAUAAAGAUUAUAAAGCUGGAGAUUAUAAAGCUGGAGAUUAUAAAGAAGCUUAUAAUAUAAGAUGCUAUAUUAUAAGCUUAUGUUAUAAAGAUGCUCACUGGACUGGAGAAAAGAAUGGAAGAACUGAGUAAGCUUCAACAAAAAGAUGGAAAACAUAAAGGAACUAAUCAGAGUUGAAGACCACGAUAACUGAAAUAAAAGUACUCUAGAGGGAAUCAACAGUACAUUAGCAGAUGCAGAAUAAUGGACCAGUGAUCUGAAGUCAGAGUAAUGAAAACUCCUAAGCUGAACAGUAAAAAGGAAAAAAAAAAUUUUUUUAAUGAGGAUAAAGGAUCUCUUGGACAACAUCAAGUAAACAAACAUUUGCAUUAUAGGGGUCCCAGACAGAGAAGAGAGAAAAAGAGGCAGAAAAUGUAUUUGAAGAAAUAAUAGCUGAAAACUUCCCAAAUUUGAAGAAGAAAACACAUCCAGAUUCAGGAAGAACAGAGUUCUAAACAAGAUGAAUUCAAGAGCCUCCACACCAACAUACAUAAUAAUUAAAAUGUCAAAAGUUAGGCCAUCUUGUGUCCCUGUGUGUACCUGAUGCCAACUGGUCCACCCAAGACCCCUGAGUGCCAACCCCAGGUCCUAUUUCCACUCCAGCAAGAUGAAAGAAACUAUCAUGAACCAGGAGAAAGUCGCCAAACUGCAAGCAAAGUGUGCAUUGGUGGAAAGGGAGCUGCUCACUGAAAGAAGAAGGUGGUUCAUAGCAUGGCUACAGCAGAUGAUACAAAAAAAAAAAAAAACAACUUCAGUUUUCCUUAAAGAAGUUAGGGGUAAACAAUAUCUCUGGUAUUGAA